CGAUUUAUGAGGUAAAAAUUCACUGGAAUUUUCGCUGUACAUCGAGGAUGUUGUCAGUGUGACAUACCUAUCGUUGUCUUUGGAAAAAAAAAAGGCAGUUUAUCGAAGAACAGGCUUUAUAACUAGAAAAAAACAUUCUAGUUGUAUGUUUUGUUUCAAGAUACUCAUAUAAAUUUUUUAUUUUAUUAGUACGUUGGAUUUCUGAGAGACUCACAUCUUCAUAAAAAAUAAGAACUAUGUGAUGUAUGCUAUAAGAAAUGCUCUAAAAGAAACGAUACCAGUUUGAACAGUAUUAAAUAAGGCACACCAUAUUCAGGCAGGAAAUGUUUUAUCCUUCUAUAAUGGAGUCAAAACAAAAUGCUAAUGUGUAUUCUGAUGUGAAUAAUAAAAUCGGUAAACCUCUUGAUAUGAUAGGUGUUACAGAAAAUCGUCAUACUAAUGUAGGUUCUAAUAUAAAUAAUGUAGAAAGACCCUAUGCUUGUGACGUAUGUGGUAAACGGUUUAGAGUAAAAAACUGUCUUACUCAGCAUUUGCACAUUCAUACCGGAGAAAAGCCUUAUGUAUGUAAUAUCUGUGGAAGAUGUUUUAGGGAAAGCUGCAUGCUUUACAAUCAUCGCCGUAAUAUUCAUACAGUAGAAAAGCCUUAUGACUGUGAUAUAUGUAAUAAAAAGUUCAAAAGAAAGGCAAAUCUUGAUUCCCAUCUUCUUACACACAAAGGUGAAAAGCCUCAUAUAUGCUCUCUUUGUGGAAAAGGUUUCACUUUUAAAGGUUCACUUUUAAUUCAUUAUCGCAUUCAUACUGGAGAAAGACCAUAUGUAUGUGAUAUUUGUAACAAGUCCUUUAUUAAAAAAAGUUACCUCAGAGUGCAUUGUUUUACACAUUCAAAAGAAAAGCCUUUUACAUGCAAUCUUUGUAAUGUACGCUUCACCCGGCCAACUGAUUUGGCAAAUCAUUAUCCGAUUCAUGCAGGAGAAAAGCCAUAUGUUUGUGAUACCUGUGGUCAAAGUUUCUUGAGGAAAUCACAGCUGACUAGUCAUGUAUUGGUGCAUACAGGAGAGAAACCUUAUCCGUGUAAUGUGUGUGGUAAAUGUUUUAAAUCCAAAAGAAUACUUAACAAGCAUUAUAUUAGUCAUACUAGAAUAAAGCCUUAUACAUGUGAAAUUUGUAACAAAUCCUUUAAAAGGAAAGAUAGUCUCAAAGCCCAUUGUUUAACACAUACAAAUGACAAAUCUUUUUUAUGUGAUAUUUGUAAUAAAUCUUUUGCAAGGAAAGAUGCACUGAAAGCACAUAAUUUGACACAUACAAAGCAGAAACCUUUUGUAUGUAAUAUUUGCAAUAAAGCAUUUGGCAGGAAAAGUAUCCUGAUGGCUCAUCACUUAACGCACACAAAGGAAAAGCCAUAUACUUGUAACAUUUGUAAUAAAAGGUUUUGCCGCAAAGGUGUUCUUACGGAUCACUAUAAGAUCCACUCAGGAGACAGGCCUCAUGUUUGUGAUAUAUGUGGUAGCAAAUUUAUUCAGAAAUCAACUCUUACUCAACAUCGAUUCAUUCACACAGGCGAGAAACCAAACUUAUGUAAAAUAUGUGGGAAAAACUUCAGAUCGAGAAAUAAACUUGUUCAGCAUUCACAAGUGCAUGUGGAAGAAAAGUCUAAUACCCAAAUAAAUUCAAGCUAAUUAAUUAUUCUCAGUGAAUGUAUGCAAUCAGUGAUGCAGUGUAUUUGUAUAAAAAUAUUAAUAUUUCA
Messenger RNA from Stegodyphus dumicola, 1744 nucleotides. RefSeq lists its product as uncharacterized. Gene Ontology annotation, biological process: regulation of transcription by RNA polymerase II. The record is from RefSeq and is a predicted model, not a curated record. Gene Ontology annotation, cellular component: nucleus. Gene Ontology annotation, molecular function: DNA-binding transcription activator activity, RNA polymerase II-specific; RNA polymerase II cis-regulatory region sequence-specific DNA binding. NCBI's taxonomy places the organism in Eukaryota, Metazoa, Arthropoda, Arachnida, Araneae, Eresidae.